AUUAUCUUACUGGUCCAUUUUGUACAUACUCAACGUUUAUUUUUCUAAGUACUUUCCUUCAAUUCACGUGGCUUCCCAUCGCUUAUUAUAAAAGGAUAUAUCAUACAUGUUAUUGAGAUUUUAUAUGCAACUGUUAAACAGAUUUCACAUCUUUUACAUAUCAUCAUGACAUCCUUCACAAACUUCUUGUUUAAACCCUUACUAAAUGUUAUUCACAAAGAUUUCCACGAUGUCUUUAAGUCGAUGACUCUGAUCGACAAAUUUAUCUUCUUGAUUGUUCAUUCUGUGGACAAACUCGGAAAAUGGCACCGGCUACCGGUUAUCGUGGGGCUAAUUUACCUAAUUCUCCGCCGGCGGCUCCACCAGAACUACAAUUUGUUUAACGUCGGUAAAAAGCCCGUGGAGCUCCGGUCUGAUGGCCCGGCCCGUCUUAGUGAGGAAGGUUCCUUUUUUGGCCGAAACAUACUUCCUGUUCCUCAAUCGAACAAGCUAUUGGCUCGUAGAAAACUAAUUGACACGGGAAAACAGUUUAACGUGAUAGCUGCUUCAUGGAUACAAUUUAUGAUACACGAUUGGGUCGAUCAUAUCGAGAGUAGUACUCAGGUGGUUGAACUCUUGGCACCUGAAGAAGUAGCGAGCCAGUGCCCUCUAAAGUCAUUCAAAUUCUACAAGUCCAAAGAGAUUCAGAUCAAAAAUGGGGACAAUGGGAUCAAGUCCGGGGACGGGAGUGCAAUCUACGGCAGUGACCAAGAAACUAUGCAGAAAGUACGUACAUUCAAAGAUGGAAAGCUCAAGAUUUCAGAAGAUGGACUUCUCAUCGUUAAUCCAAACGGGACCGUAUUAACAGGCGAUGUUCGUAACAUAUGGGCUGGUCUCUCGGUUUUGCAAGCCCUCUUUGUCAAGGAACAUAAUGCAAUAUGUGACGCAUUAAUGAAGGAAUACCCAAAUUUGGAAGACGAGGAGCUGUAUCGUCAUGCGAGGGUAGUGACGUCAGCAGUGAUUGCGAAAGUCCACACCAUUGAUUGGACGGUGGAGCUUCUUAAAACUGACAUGUAUGGAUUGCUUGGGAAGAAAAUCAAAGACACAAUAGGGCACACUGGAGUAACAUUGUUAAGUGGUAUCGUGGGUUCUAACAAACCCGUUGACCAUGGCGUCCCAUAUUCGUUGACCGAGGAGUUUGUCAGUGUUUACCGAAUGCACACGCUCUUACCCGAUAAACUUCUCCUCAGAAACAUUGAUGCUCUACCUGGACCAAACAAAUCUCCUCCUCCACAAAAAGAAAUUGACAUGGAGGAGAUGAUUGGUCAGCAAGGAACACAAAAUUUAUCUAAAAUUGGGUUAGCUAAGCUGAUGGUGUCAAUGGGCCACCAAUCAUGUGGCGCCAUUGAGCUUUGGAAUUAUCCCUUGUGGUUCAGGAAUCUCAUCAGUCAAAAUAUCGACGGCACUGAUCGACCUGACCCGAUCGACCUACCUGCUCUAGAGAUUUACAGGGACAGGGAGAGGAGCGUGGCAAGGUACAACCAUUUUCGGAGGUCCCUUAUGCUGAUCCCAAUUGCCAAAUGGGAAGACCUGACGGACGAUGAACAGGCUAUCGAUACCCUCCGCCACGUGUACGGUGACGAUGUUGAGGAGCUCGAUACUAUGGUGGGCCUCACCGCAGAGAAGAAGAUCCCAGGGAGAUUGGAGGCAGAUCGAUUUUUCACUAGUGAUUUCAACGAAGAUGUGUACACGAAGAAAGGCCUUGAAUGGGUGAACACAACUGAAAGCCUGAAAGAUGUGCUCGAUCGACAUUUCCCGGAGAUGAGUGGCAAGUGGAUGAACUCCACCAGCGCAUUCUCCGUUUGGGACGCGCCACUGCCGACACCUAAUCCUGUCCCGCUCUAUUUCCGGCCCAUACGGAAUGUGAAUUCUUCCACCGCCUCGCCUCCAUGGACAUGGUCAUCUGCGUUAAGGGCAGUGGCCAAGUCUCAUCAGAUCUGCGCCAUCCACGAGUUGAACUCCGACGCCCUCGUUGAUUUAUAUCACAGGAACUUCGCCGAGCCUUCAGAAGGAGAUGGAGGAAAUUCCCUCUUUGCUUUCAGCUCAAAUGCAACAAGGGCAAAGGCUUUACUGAACAAAGAUUACUCUAGCUUGGAAGAUGUAAAGGAGAUUUCACAUCUUUUACAUAUCAUGACAUCCUUCACAAACUUCUUGUUUAAACCCUUACUAAAUGUUAUUCACAAAGAUUUCCACGAUGUCUUCAAGUCAAUGACUCUGAUCGACAAAUUUAUCUUCUUGAUUGUUCAUUCUGUGGACAAACUUGGAAAAUGGCACAGGCUACCAGUUAUCGUGGGCCUAAUUUACCUAAUUCUCCGCCAGCGCCUCCACCAGAACUACAAUUUGUUUAACGUUGGUAAAAAGCCUGUGGAGCUCCGGUUUGAUGGCCCGUCCCGUUUUAGUGAUGAAGGUUCCUUUUUCGGCCGAAACAUACUUCCUGUGAUGAGGCCAGAUCCUAUGGUGGUGGCCACAAAGCUAUUGACUCGUAGAAAACUAAUCGACACGGGAAAACAGUUUAACGUGAUAGCUGCUUCAUGGAUACAAUUUAUGAUACACGAUUGGGUCGAUCAUAUCGAGAGUAGUACUCAGGUGGUUGAACUCUGGGCACCUGAAGAAGUAGCGAGCCAGUGCCCUCUAAAGUCAUUCAGAUUCUACAAGUCCAAAGAGAUUCAGAUAAAAAAUGGGGACAAAGGGAUCAAGUCCGGGGACGGGAGUGCAAUCUACGGUAGUGACCAAGAAACUAUGCAGAAAGUACGUACAUUCAAAGAUGGAAAGCUCAAGAUUUCAGAAGAUGGACUUCUCAUCGUUAAUCCAAACGGGACCGUAUUAACAGGCGAUGUUCGUAACAUAUGGGCUGGUCUCUCGGUUUUGCAGGCCCUCUUUGUCAAGGAACAUAAUGCAAUAUGUGAUGCAUUAAUGGAGCUGUAUCGUCACGCGAGGGUAGUAACGUCAGCAGUGAUUGCGAAAGUCCACACCAUUGAUUGGACGGUGGAGCUUCUUAAAACUGACAUGCUGCUUGCUGGGAUGCGGGGCAAUUGGUAUGGAUUGCUUGGGAAGAGAAUCAAAGACACAAUAGGGCACACUGGAUUAACAUUGUUAAGUGGUAUCGUGGGUUCUAACAAACCCGUUGACCAUGGCGUCCCAUAUUCGUUGACCGAGGAGUUUGUCAGUGUUUACCGAAUGCACACGCUCUUACCCGAUAAACUUCUCCUCAGAAACAUUGAUGCGAUACCUGGACCAAACAAAUCUCCUCCUCCACAAAAAGAAAUUGACAUGGAAGAGAUGAUUGGUCAGCAAGGAACACAAAAUUUAUCUAAAAUUGGGUUAGCUAAGUUGAUGGUGUCAAUGGGCCACCAAUCAUGUGGCGCCAUUGAGCUUUGGAAUUAUCCCUUGUGGUUCAGGAAUCUCAUCAGUCAAAAUUUCAACGGCACAAAUCGACCCGAUCCGAUCGACCUACCUGCUCUAGAGAUUUACAGGGACAGGGAGAGGAGCGUGGCAAGGUACAACCAUUUCCGGAGGUCCCUUAUGCUGAUCCCAAUUGCCAAAUGGGAAGAUCUGACGGACGAUGAAGAGGCUAUCGAUACCCUCCGCCACGUGUACGGUGACGAUGUUGAGGAGCUCGAUACUAUGGUGGGCCUCACCGCAGAGAAAAAGAUCCCAGGGAGAUUGGAGGCAGAUAGAUUUUUCACUAGUGAUUUCAACGAAGAUGUGUACACGAAGAAAGGCCUUGAAUGGGUGAACACAACUGAAAGUCUGAAAGAUGUGCUCGACCGACAUUUCCAGGAGAUGAGUGGCAAGUGGAUGAACUCCGCCAGCGCAUUCUCCGUUUGGGACGCGCCGCUGCCGACUCCUAAUCCUGUCCCGCUCUAUUUCCGGCGUCCAAAUUAGAUUAAUAUAUCAUGUGUGAUAAACCAAGUCAAGAAGGAUUAAUCAUGUGCUUGCAUUGGCUGUAAAAUUUUUACUUGGUUUUUGUAUGAUUUUGGGUGAAUGUUGGUAUAUGAUGAUUUUUAUUUGUUGAUUUAAUUACAUGUUGUCCUGUCUUGUAGUUAUGUAUGUUAAAAAAAAU
Molecule: messenger RNA, 4102 nt
Organism: Striga asiatica
Lineage: Eukaryota; Viridiplantae; Streptophyta; Magnoliopsida; Lamiales; Orobanchaceae
Source: the annotation of a GenBank genome assembly